This is a messenger RNA of Dentiscutata erythropus, 230 nucleotides long. The record is from the annotation of a GenBank genome assembly. Lineage: Eukaryota; Fungi; Glomeromycota; Glomeromycetes; Diversisporales; Gigasporaceae.
UCUUGUACUAGUGAAAGCGAAGAAAAUAAAACUGAUAUCUCUAAAAAAUUGGAUCAUAAAGAUGGAUCAAAAAACCGAAGCUGGGUGUGGAAAUAUUUUAAAUCAGAGGAAGUGGCUGAAGUUAUAAAAGAAAGAUCUGAUCGUAUUAAUGUUAAAACUACAUAUUGCACUUGUCUUGUAUCAAAUGAUUCGGAUAAAAAUUGUGAUGCACAAUUAAAAGUUGUAGGCGG